GAUCUUUGAAACUGGAUAGAAGAGGAGACGGGCAUGAGCAUUGGCACCAACUUUCAGUAUGGCUCAAAAGAUGGCAUCAUCCUCUGCGAGCUCAUAAACAAGUUGCCAGGCUCAGUGAAGAAGAUUAAUGAGUCCUUGUUAAACUGGCCCCAUUUGGAGAAUAUUGGGAACUUUAUUAAACCUACUCAGGCUUAUGGCAUGAAGCCACACGACAUAUUUGAAGCAAAUGAUCCUUUCGGGAAUGGAAACAUGACCCAGGUUCAGACUAUGCUGGUGGCUCUGGCAGGUCUGGCUAAAACAAAAGGAUUCCAUAAAACAAAUGACGCUGGAGUUAAGUAUGAUGAAAAGCAAAAAAGACAUUUUGAUGAAAGAAAGUUAAAAGCUGGCCAAAGUGUAACUGGUUUGCAGAUGGGAGCCAGCAAAUGUGCCAGCCAAGCAGGUAUGACAGCCUAUGGCACCAAGAGGCAUCUUUAUGAUUCCAAAAUGCAAAAUGACAAACCUUUUGACCAGGCCACAAUUAGUAUGCAGAUGGGCACCAACAAAGGAGCCAGCCAGAUGGGGAUGUCAGCACCAGGUACCAGAAGAAACAUCUAUGAUCAGAAGCUAACAUUACAACCAGGGGACAACUCGACAAUUUCUCUACAGACGGGAACCAACAAAGUUGCUUCCCAGAAAGGAAUUAGUAUGUAUGGGCCUGGGCGGCAAGUACAUGAUCGCAAAUACUGUGCCACUCCCACAGAACCUGUCAUUCGCAAUGGAAGCCAAGAAACAGGAACAAAUGGGUCUGAAAUUAGUGAUAGGGAUUAUCAGGCAGAACACCCAGAUGAGUAUCACGGAGAGUACCAAGAUGACCACCCCAGAGAUUCCCAAUAUGGCAACCAAGGCAUUGAUUACUAG
This is a messenger RNA of Lontra canadensis (Northern American river otter), 897 nucleotides long. Its product is annotated as calponin-3-like. The record is from RefSeq and is a predicted model, not a curated record. The transcript has a single exon. NCBI's taxonomy places the organism in Eukaryota, Metazoa, Chordata, Mammalia, Carnivora, Mustelidae. Gene Ontology annotation, molecular function: actin binding. Bases 34 to 897 code for a protein of 287 amino acids. Gene Ontology annotation, biological process: actomyosin structure organization.